This is a messenger RNA of Adineta ricciae, 12231 nucleotides long. Lineage: Eukaryota; Metazoa; Rotifera; Eurotatoria; Adinetida; Adinetidae. The record is from the annotation of a GenBank genome assembly.
AUGUAUAACGGUCGAUCUCAUACAACUAAUCAGAACGGUACUGUUGCAAAGAUAAACCCUGGUGACAAAUCUAAGACAUUAGUGACGCCGCCCUAUUCAAGCAGUGUCUCUAAGCCUUUAGCCCCGUGGCCUCGUAAUCAAGGUGAAGUGUCGGAAUUGUACAAAGUUGUUCUCAAUCACGGUACUCAUCCGCCGUUAGUUCAACCAGAUUCAUGGACAGUAGCAGCACCAUUCAAAGAACAGAAACAUGUUCGCACAGUAGUCGAAUCUAUAGCGAAUAAUUUUAGUCCCGACGCACAACGUCUAGAUAUACGAAAAUUACCACACGCGAAACAAACAACGCCUUAUCCUGGUGAUGGAUUUUAUCGAGGAGUUGAUGAGUUUUUGAAGCGCACACGUGAGGAACCAGCCACACCGAAUUCCACUCAAAAGAAACAGAAACGAGCGCAAGAUUUUCGAAAGGAAAAAGUCGAAAAAUGGAUCACGCCUCCAUCGCGUCCAGUCUCACCAACCGAACAACUGAAUAUGCUCUCAUGGAUGGCCGACGAAGAAUCACGUCGUAUUCCCGAUCCAAAGAAAGAAGAGGUCGAACGAUACUGGUACUACAUUACCAAAAGUGUGCAAUCACGUAUGGUCGCACCCGAACCAUCCGAUCAAUACAAUCGAUUUUGCUCACAUUUAACACCAAAACUUCUUCAUCCAUCAUUAAAAUCAGUUCAUGACGAUUUAAAAGAUGAAAUUCAUUCAACUUAUGAUCUUGCCGUUCGACGCGCUAUUGUCGAUUAUAUUCUACUAGAUCCAAAUGAACGUCAGCGAGUGAAAAUUCAGAACGUACCGAAAAUUUUUCGCUUACGCACAAUACGUGCACCGAUUGAAUGGCACGACACGAUGGCAGAUACAAAAAAAGAUCUAUUAAUCACAUUGCAUGGAAACAAUCCAAUCAUGUCAGCGUUACAAAUACUUUGGGAUGAUGUGUAUGCUCAUCAAAGAUUGAUUAGCUUUCAAGAUCUAAUGGGCGCACCAUUUCCAAUGAUACCGCAAGAUUUUGAGAAAUUUAUCGAACAACAUGUCAAUCAAAUGAGACAAACACUUAUGUCGCAGUGGCUCAAUAGUUGCAGUCGGCUAGUAGCAGAAAAUCGACAAUUUUGGGAAGCAAUGGUUCCAGAAGCAGACGACGGCAAUACGGAAUUAGUCGAAUCAUUCUUUAAUACAGUUGCUGCUCUUAUGGCUGGACACAUGCGUCAGCUUGUCAACAAUUCAUUAGAAGAUUUCGCUCGAUUUUUCGAAGAAUAUACCAAUGGAAACGAUUACCGUUCGAAUGAUCCCUCAGCUGAAUACAAUGUCAUGAAUUUCACACGUAAACCAGUGUUUACUCAACGUUUAUACGCUGAUGGACCAAAAAUCGCCUUCGAUCCAACCAAUCAAGACAUUCGCUCCAUGUUGCAACGUUGCAUCAAAUAUAUUGUCAACGGAGCUGCAAAUCUUCCGCGCAUCGAAUCUCAUCUAUUCGAUACAAAAAACAAACUACUUAUUCGUCAUGUACGCAUCGAUGAGGAAAUUGUCGAGAACAUCACUCAACGUGUUUUGUAUGUCUUAACAAAAAAUCUUCCUGGUCCACAAUUGUACUUACACGAAUACGAUCAAUAUCAAAAUUUAUUGAACAACAAAGCUGAACUAGAAACAACAGAAUUUCUUCGUCAUCCGCACAUUCUCGAAGAAUUCGAAAAUGAGAUCAAACGCAAAACAGCACUGGCGAAUGAAAUCAUCCUGAAACGUAUUUGGGCUCCAUUGAAUCUAUUCAAUCUAGACUGUCGAGAUUUGAAUGAACAUCUAAUCAAAAUCGUACAAAAACUACGAGAUAAAUCAGUUCAACACUGCAUCGAAGACAAUUCAAAAUUAAACAAAGAAAUCGUUCGCGAAUACGACGAAAUAGCUGCGACAGUCAGUGUUCCUGCAGAUGAAAUCGAAGAACUAGUUCGAACAACUGACUAUCUCAACAAAGCAUUGGAAAGUUUAAUCUAUAAAUUAGCAUACAAAAUCGGCGAAGCAAAAGAACGAUUGAUGUUUUUAUUAGAUUACGCACUUAUGCCACCGGAAGAUUUGAAACUCAAUGCACAAGUUUUCCAUUGGCCGGAAAACAUCAUGAAUAUUCUAGAAUUGAAUCAAAGUCGAUUGGCAGCUUUGCGUGAGCGAGCUGAAGAACGUUUACGUGAUCAUAUCAUUAAGUUCGAAAAGAAACUUGAAGAUUUACACAAAGAAAUUGAUCUCUUUCGACGAAAAGAUGUACUGAGUAACGAAGAGAUGCGCAUGAAUGUUGAAAAAUUAGCGGAUACGAACAAACUCGUCGAAGAGUACAAAGCUGAAGCUGAAAUCAUUAAUCGCGAUCAAUCACUACUCGGCUGGGAAGUCACACCAUUCCCUAAAUUACAAGAAAUCAUUGCUGCUAAGGAUCCAUACGAAAAACUAUGGAAUACCGCUUGGCAAUUUUAUACUUCAUUUGAACAAUGGAUGAAUGGACCAUUUCGAGGUCUUAAUGCUGAAACCAUCAGUGACGACGUGUCAAAUAUGUGGCGUACUGUUCACAAAUUACAAAAAACACUAACAGAUCAACCAGGUCCACGACGUGUUGCUGAUCUGAUUAAGAAACGUAUCGACGCCUUCAAAGUUCAUCUACCUUUAUUACAGGUCAUAUGCAAUCCGGGUUUAAAAGAACGUCACUGGCAACAAAUGAAUCAAUUAGUUGGCCUUGCUUUACCUCAUGAUCCAACUGCGACGUUGAGUGAUCUAAUUGAUCUCGGUAUCGCGAAGCAUGUUGAAAAACUAGACGAAAUCGGUGGUAGUGCAUCGAAAGAAUAUUCAUUAGAGAAAAAUAUGUCGAAGAUGAAAGAUGAAUGGAAAGAAAUGUUGUUCACAUUUGUCAAAUAUCGUGAUACAUCAGCGUAUAUCCUCUCCGCCGUUGAUGAUAUUCAAUUAAUGUUAGAUGAUCAUAUUAUCAAAGCACAGACUAUGUUAGGCAGUCCAUUUAUUCGACCAUUAGAAGAUGAAAUGCGGGCAUGGUGUGAUCGAUUAACUUUAUUGCAAGAUACGAUUGAUAUUUGGCUGAAAGUACAAGCAGCCUGGCUUUACCUUGAGCCGAUCUUUGGCUCGGAAGAUAUUGUCAAUCAAAUGCCGGAAGAAGGACGAAAAUUCGCUACUGUUGAUAGCAAUUGGAAAGAGAUUAUGAUCAAUGCGGUGAAAGAUGCACAUGUUCUUGCUGCAACAGAUCAACCUGGAAUGUUAGAAAAACUACGUGAAGGUUUCCGUCUACUCGAAGAAAUUCAAAAGGGUCUUAACAAUUAUUUGGAAAAGAAACGAUUGUUUUUUCCACGAUUCUUCUUUUUGUCCAACGAAGAACUUCUGGAAAUUCUCUCGGAAACCAAAGAUCCGCUACGUGUUCAACCACAUUUAAAGAAAUGCUUCGAGGGCAUCAAUCGCUUAGAAUUCAAUGAUCAACAAGAGAUCACCGCGAUGAUUUCGGUCGAAAAGGAAGUCGUACAAUUCAAAGGAACAGUCAAUCCAAGUAAAGCGCGUGGUAUGGUAGAAAAAUGGCUGAUUCAAGUCGAAGAUCAGAUGCAUUUGUCGAUUCGGAUGAUUAUUAAAGAAGCUCUAGAUGCCUAUGCGACACGUGAUCGAAAACAAUGGGUUUUAGAAUGGCCUGGCCAAAUUGUUAUCUGCGCAAGUCAGGUUUAUUGGACGAAAGAAGUCGAAGAAUCCAUUUUGAAUAAUACUUUACAAGAAUUUCUCUUGACAUCAAAUGAACAAAUCAAGGAUACGGUUAAUUUAGUUCGUGGCAAACUCGAAAGUGGACCGCGAAGAACAUUAGAAGCGUUGAUUGUCAUUGACGUACACGCUCGAGAUGUAGUUGCUAAUUUAAUUCAAACAAAAAUCAGUAAAACUUCUGAAUUUAUUUGGAUUUCACAAUUGAGAUAUUAUUGGAAUGCAGAAGCCGAAAAAUUAAUGGUUAACAUGAUCACUACGGAACUUGAAUAUGCAUAUGAAUAUUUGGGUAAUACAUCUCGAUUGGUUAUCACCCCUUUAACAGAUCGUUGCUACAGAACACUGAUGGGUGCUUUGAAACUGAAUCUUGGUGGUGCACCGGAAGGACCAGCUGGUACAGGCAAAACUGAAACAACAAAAGAUUUAGCUAAAGCUGUGGCGAAGCAAUGUAUCGUAUUCAAUUGCUCCGACAGUUUGGAUUACAAGGCUAUGUCGAAGUUCUUCAAAGGUUUAGCACAAUCAGGUGCAUGGGCAUGUUUUGAUGAAUUUAACCGUAUUGAAUUAGAAGUCUUGUCAGUCGUUGCUCAACAAGUUCAAAUGGUCCAACGUGCUAUUGCUGCACAUCAAAAACGAUUCAUUUUCGAAGAUACCGAACUCGAACUUGAUCCUACAUGUUCCGUGUUUAUCACCAUGAAUCCUGGUUAUGCUGGUCGAUCAGAAUUGCCCGACAACUUAAAAGUACUCUUCCGAACGGUAGCUAUGAUGGUACCGGAUUAUGCUAUGAUCGGUGAAAUUAGUUUGUAUUCGAUGGGUUUCAUUGAUGCUCGAUCUUUAUCUGGCAAAAUCGUUGCCACAUACAAAUUAUGUUCCGAACAAUUAUCAUCCCAACAUCACUACGAUUAUGGUAUGCGUGCUGUCAAAUCUGUCUUGACCGCAUCGGGAAAUUUAAAACAGAAAUAUCUUGACGAAGACGAAUCAAUCUUGGUCUUACGUGCUAUCAAAGAUGUCAAUCUACCGAAAUUUCUUGCUCAAGACGUUCCAUUAUUCGAAGGUAUUAUCAGCGAUCUAUUUCCCGGUGUUGUUCUGCCAACGCCUGAUUAUGAAGUUUUCCUCGAAGCUAUUCAUAACAAUUCGAAACAUAUGAAAUUACAACCCGUACAGUUUUUUAUUGAUAAAAUUAUUCAAGUUUACGAAAUGAUGUUAGUUCGUCAUGGUUUUAUGAUCGUUGGGCCAUUUAUGGGCGGCAAAUCAUCAGCGUAUAAAGUCUUAGCAGGUGCACUGGCUGAUUUAGAAGUCGCGGGGAUGAUGGAUGAACACAAAGUCGCCUAUAAAGUUCUCAAUCCGAAAUCUAUCACCAUUGGACAGCUUUACGGAGAAUUCGAUAAGGUUUCGCAUGAAUGGACUGAUGGUGUGUUGGCAACAACUUUUCGAGAAUAUGCAUCUAGUCAAACUCUGGAUAGAAAAUGGAUUAUUUUUGAUGGACCUGUCGAUGCUGUUUGGAUCGAAAAUAUGAAUACUGUACUUGAUGAUAACAAAAAGUUGUGUUUGAUGAGUGGUGAAAUUAUUCAAAUGAGCGCACAAAUGAAUUUGAUCUUCGAGCCAGAAGAUCUAGAACAAGCUUCACCUGCUACUGUAUCACGUUGUGGUAUGAUCUAUAUGGAUCCGAAUCAAUUGGGUUGGCGUGUAUUCAAAGACUCCUAUAUUCAAUACGAAUUACCUGCUUCAUUAACCAAAGAUGCACGCGAACUAGUCAACGAUCUAUUCGAAUGGUUAAUUGAUCCAUGUCUCGAAUUUCUUCGUUUCAAUUGUAAAUUUCAAUUGGCGACAUCACCGAUUCACUUAACAUACAGUUUAAUGCGCUUGUAUUCAUCAUUAAUGGACGAAAUCGCUGGUUCAGGCACAACUGCUCCUGACGGUAAACCCUAUCCUGAAAUCAAUCCGAACACCGUGCUUCUUUGGCUACAAGGUUUAUUCUUAUUCUCAGUUAUUUGGGGCUUAGCUGGUACAAUCACUGGCGACAGUCGAAAGAAGUUCGAUAUAUUCUUACGCGAAUUUUUAACGAAUACAAACCCCGAUAAUCCUCGACCGAAAUCAAUCAAAUUCUCUAAAGCGAACAUCUUUCCUGAACGAAACACAUGCUUUGACUUUUACUUCGAAAAACGUGCAGCUGGACAUUGGCGUGAUUGGCCUGACAUGAUACCAAAGGAAGAUUUAGCUAUUCAAGAAGGUGUUAAAGUCGUCGAUUUGAUUAUACAAACCGAUGAAACAGCACGGCAAACCUUUUUCUUGGAUACUUUUCUGUCACACAAUGUUCCACUUUUGUUGGUUGGACCGACUGGUACUGGUAAAUCUGCGAUUAACAACUAUUUUCUCGUUCGAUUGCCAAAGGAAAAAUUUGUUGCUAAUGUGGUCAACUUUUCUGCUCGAACAUCAUCCAAUCAAACAAUGGAUACAAUCAUGAGUAAACUUGACCGACGCCGUAAGGGUGUCUAUGGACCACCGAUGGGCAAAAAAUGUAUUAUCUUCGUCGACGAUUUGAACAUGCCAGCGAAAGAAAAAUAUGGCAGUCAACCGCCAAUUGAAUUACUUCGUCAAUGGCUUGAUCAAGGUUACUGGUUUGAUCGCAAAGAUACAUCAGUUAUAACUCUUCUCGAUCUUCUCUUUCUUGGAGCAAUGGGUCCACCAGGUGGUGGUCGUAAUACAAUCACUGGACGAUUCUCACGUCAUUGUAAUAUUAUUUCAAUCGAUUCAUUCAGCGAUGAGACCAUGCAAAAGAUUUUCACAUCGAUUGUCGAUUGGCAUUUUGCACGUGGUUUCGAACCAUCAUUUCAACGUGUUGGUCGUUUGCUUAUCCAAGCAACGAUGCAAAUUUACAAGAAAGCUUGCGAACAGUUCCUUCCUACACCACAGAAGUCUCACUAUAUUUUCAACUUACGUGAUUUCUCACGUGUUGUCAGAGGAGUCUUACUUGCACCAAAUACGCACUUGAAAGAAGAGAAGAAAUUGUACCGCUUGUGGGUUCAUGAAGUCUAUCGAGUAUUCUAUGAUCGUCUUAUUGAUGAUAGCGAUCGACAAACAUUUUUCUCCAUGGUGAAAGAGAUUAUGAAUGAUUCAUUGAAACAGAAUAUGGGCAAUUUAUUUGAACAUUUGAUUCCAGCCAAUGCACCACAAAAACAACUUCGCGAUGAACAUAUUCGUGCAUUGAUGUUUGGUGAUUUCAUUAAACCAGAUGCUGAUCCAAAGCCCUAUGAUGAAAUCAUCGAUUUAGCACAUUUGCAGAAAGUGAUGGAAUCCUAUCUGGAUGAUUACAAUGCUGUUAGUAAAAGUCCGAUGCAUUUAGUCAUGUUUCAGUUUGCUAUUGAACAUAUCUCACGUGUUUCACGUGUAUUGAAACAAGAUCAAGGUCAUGCAUUGCUUGUCGGCAUCGGCGGAAGCGGACGAAGUUCAUCAUGUAAAAUGGCAGCAUACAUGGCUGAUUAUGAAUUGUUUCAAAUUGAAAUUACCCGAACCUACGGCAAGAAUGAAUGGCGAGAUGAUAUCCGAAAACUAUUUCGAAAAAGUGGAGUGGAAGGCAAAAGCACCGUAUUUCUCUUCAGUGAUUCUCAAAUUAAAGAUGAAUCGUUCAUCGAAGAUAUCAACAUGAUGUUAAACACAGCCGAUAUUCCAAACUUGUUUCCUGCUGAUGAGCGAGCAGAAAUCUGUGAUAAAAUGCAGAAUGUUGCUCGACAAUUGAACCGUAAAAUCGAAUCGACACCAAUGGCUCUGUACAACUUUUUCAUCGAACGUGUUCGAUCUGCUCUGCACAUUGUCCUAGCAUUUUCACCCAUUGGUGAUGCUUUCCGUAAUCGUUUGCGUAUGUUUCCAUCGUUGAUCAACUGUUGUACUAUUGAUUGGUUCACAUCGUGGCCGGAAGAUGCAUUAGAAAUGGUAGCGAAGAAAUUCUUAGAAGAAGUCGAACUCGAAGAUGAAAUACGAAAAGAUUGUGUGAUCAUGUGUAAAACAUUUCAUGAAAAUAUUCGAGUUUUAUCCGAACUAUUCCUUAAACAAUUAUCUCGACAUAAUUAUGUGACACCAACAUCGUACUUAGAAUUGAUCUUGACGUUCAAAGAUCUGUUGAGACUUAAACGUAAUGAAAUUCAAACUCUGAAAGAUAAUUAUUUGAAUGGUCUGAAGCAACUUGAUUAUGCUCGUGUAGCAAUCGACGCAAUGAAAAAGGAGCUGAUUGAAUUGCAACCGAAACUAAAAGAAACAGCUGUUGUCGUUGAAAAUCUUAUGAUACGUAUCGAACAAGAAACAGCAGAAGUCGAAGCACGAAAAGAAAUUGUCGCUGCCGAUGAAGCAGUUGCUAAUGAGGCCGCAGCCAAAGCACAAUCGAUUAAAGAUGAAUGUGAAAAUGAACUUACAGAAGCAUUGCCCGCGUUGAAAGAGGCUGAAGAAGCACUCAAUACAUUGAAACCAUCGGAAUUGGUCAUUGUCAAAGCAAUGAAAAAUCCGCCAGGUGGUGUGAAACUUGUCAUGGAAGCUGUUUGUAUCAUGCUGGAAAAAGCUCCUGAACGUAAAAUCGAUCCGUCGACACAAAAACCUGUGUUAGACUAUUGGCCAACAUCAGUUCGACUUUUAGCCGAUAUGGACUUUCGUAAAAAUUUGCAAACAUUCGAUAAAGACAAUAUCAAAGGACAAGUUAUCAAACAAAUUCGUGAUCGUUUCGUUCAAAAUCCAUCGUUUAAACCAGCUGAAGUCGCGAAAGUGUCAGCUGCUUGCGAAGGUCUAUGUAAAUGGAUUUUAGCUUUGGAGAAAUACGACCGUGUGAUCAAAGUUGUCCAACCGAAACGAAUGAAAUUGAACGAAGCCGAAGAAGCUCUUUCCGAACAAAUGAGUAAACUACAGGAGAAACAACGGCAAGUUCAAGAGCUCGAAGCACGUUUGAAAGCACUAACAGAUGAAUACGAAACCAAUGUUCAAAAGAAAAACGAAUUAGAAGAUCAACGAAAUCUUUGCGAGAAGAAAUUAACACGUGCUGUGCAACUCAUCGAAGGUCUUGGUGGCGAAAAAGACCGAUGGACAGAUCAAGCACGACGAUUAGGAGAACGUUAUAUUAAAUUAACAGGUGAUAUUCUACUCAGUGCUGGUGUUGUUGCUUAUCUCGGACCAUUUACUGUGAAUUAUCGAACGGAUUGUAUUCGUCAAUGGAUUGAUUUAUGUAAAGCAAAACGUAUUCCGUGUUCGGAUGUUUUCUCAUUGAAUGCAACAUUGGGAGAUGCUGUUAAAAUUCGUGCAUGGCAAAUCGCUGGUCUACCCGUAGAUUCGUUCUCAGUAGAUAAUGGUAUUAUAGCAACAAAUGCACGUCGUUGGCCACUUUGUAUUGAUCCUCAAUCACAAGCGAACAAAUGGAUUAAGAAUAUGGAACGAGAUAAUCGGUUGGUGGUGAUUAAAUUACAAGAUCCAAAUUAUAGUAGAUCGUUAGAAAAUGCGAUUCAAUUUGGUACACCAAUUUUACUGGAAAAUGUCAACGAAGAAUUGGAUCCAGUUCUCGACAAUGUCUUGUUGAAAGCUACAUUUAAACAACAAGGUGUUGAGUACAUCAAAUUUGGUGAAAACGUAAUUGAAUAUUCGCGUGACUUCCGUUUUUAUAUAACUACCAAACUACGUAAUCCACAUUAUCUUCCCGAGAUAUCGGUUAAAGUGACAUUGAUCAAUUUUAUGAUCACAACUGAAGGUUUACAAGAUCAAUUGUUGAGUAUAGUUGCAGCAAAAGAGAAACCUGAACUUGAAGAACAAAAGAAUAAUCUGAUCGUUCAAUCUGCCGAGAACAAACGUAAACAGAAAGAAAUCGAAGAUACCAUACUCGAAGUUCUAUCUUCCUCGGCGGGUAAUCUUCUCGAAAAUGAAACAGCCAUUCAGAUAUUAUCAUCGUCGAAGAAGAUCUCUGAAGAAAUCGAAGCAAAACAAAAGAUCGCCGAAGAAACACAGAAAGAAAUUGAACUCACUCGCCAGGGAUAUUUACCUGUCGCUAAACAUUCAACAAUUCUAUUCUUCUGCAUUUCCGACUUGGCAAACAUCGAUCCAAUGUACCAAUAUUCUUUGGUUUGGUUCAUUAACUUGUACAUCAUGUCUAUCGAAAAUAGUGAAAAAUCAAGCGAUUUACAAGAACGUAUUGAAAAACUAAAUGCACAUUUCACGGAAUCGAUCUAUCGCAAUGUUUGUCGAUCAUUAUUAGAACGGCACAAACUAUUAUUUUCAUUUAUUCUCUGUGUACAAUUAGCCAAAGGACAAGGACAGAUCGAUGAUAAUAUUUGGCGAUUUCUGUUAACUGGUGGUGUUGGUUUAGACAAUCCAUAUCCAAAUCCAGCGUCAGAUUGGCUCAAUGAUAAAUCUUGGGCAGAAAUCGUCCGAGCAUCCGAAUUACCAGUAUUCCGUGGUUUAAUGGCGCAUGUCAAAGAAAAUAAAGACAAAUGGAAGAUACUCUAUGAUUCACCAGCGCCUCAUGAACAACCAUAUCCAGAUGAAUACAAUAAUAGUAGUGCAUUAGAAAGACUUGUGAUCUUACGUCUCUUCCGUCCAGAUAAAAUGGUUCCAGCAGUACAGCAGUAUAUCAUUAAACAUAUGGGACAUCAAUUCGUAGAACCACCAACAUUUGAUUUACCUGGUUCAUACGCCGAUUCAUCAUGUACGACUCCUUUGAUCUUUGUUCUCUCACCGGGUGCUGAUCCAAUGAUGGCUCUAUUGAAAUUCGCUGAAACCAUGGGUGUUACUGACAAUAAAAUCAAAACUGUUUCACUCGGCCAAGGACAGGGACCUUAUGCUCAAUCAUUGAUAAACGAAGGCGUCGAAACAGGUACUUGGGUCGUCUUGCAGAAUUGUCACUUAGCAGCUAGUUGGAUGCCAAAAUUAGAACGAAUCUGUGAAGAACUUCUAGUACCUGGCAAAGUUCAUAGCGAUUUUCGUCUUUGGUUAACAUCUUAUCCAUCGGAUCUCUUUCCUGUGACAAUCUUACAAAAUGGUAUCAAAAUGACCAAUGAAAGUCCGAAAGGUUUACGAGCAAAUUUAAUUCGUUCAUAUCUAAAUGAUCCAAUUAAUGAUGCAACAUUCUUUAAUGGAUGUAAUAAACCGGAGCGGUGGAGAAAACUUCUCUUUGGCCUUUGCUUCUUCCAUGGUCUUGUACAAGAACGAAGACAGUUUGGACCAUUAGGAUGGAACAUUCCGUACUUCUUUGAUGAAUCAGAUCUGCGAAUAUCUCUUCGUCAACUUCAGAUGUUUCUCAAUGAUUAUGAAGAUUUUCCAUUGGAAGCUAUCUCGUAUCUGUUCGGCGAAUGUAACUACGGUGGCCGUGUUACCGAUGAUAAAGAUCGUCGUUUACUUCUUUCGUUAUUAUCUGUUUGUAUCAAUAACGACAUCGUCAAUGUUGAGAAUUACAAAUUUUCCGAAAGUGGAACCUAUUACGUUCCGCAAGAUGGUCCGCAUCAAGCUUAUGUCGAUUAUAUUCGAACAUUACCACUAAAUCCACAACCGGAAGUUUAUGGUUUACAUUCCAAUGCUGAUAUUACCAAAGACCAACAAGAAACUCAAACAUUAUUCGACAACAUUCUUUUAACAUUACCGAAACAGACAUCGGGAGGAGAAGGACGUACACCAUCCGUCGUCAUCGAUGAACUGGCUGCAGAUAUUCUGGGUAAACUACCAGCAGAUUUCGAUACAGAAACAAUCGGAAAAAAAUAUCCUGUACUCUACAAUGAAUCGAUGAACACUGUUCUUCGACAGGAGAUCAUUCGUUACAAUCGCUUAACGUCUGAAGUGCGCAAGACAUUAGCAGAUUUACGUAAGGCUAUCAAAGGUCUUGUCCUGAUGUCUUCAGAACUCGAAGAGGUUUUCAAUGCAAUGUUCGUUGGCAAAGUUCCAAAUACGUGGGCAGCGAAAUCCUAUCCAUCAUUGAAACCAUUAGGCAGUUACUUGAAUGAUCUAAUGGCUCGUUUGAAAUUUCUGCAAACAUGGAUUAAUAAUGGACCACCAAAUGUGUUUUGGGUUAGUGGUUUCUUCUUCACGCAAUCAUUUUUAACCGGUGUUCUCCAAAACUACGCUCGACGAUAUACAAUUCCAAUCGAUAAACUUAGCUUUGAAUUCGAUAUUCUCGAAGAAGAUCAUGAUAUGCCAACCAAACCAGAAGAUGGUGCAUAUAUCAAAGGUCUCUUUCUCGAAGGUGCUCGUUGGAAUAAAAAACGACAUGUUCUGGAUGAAUCAUUGCCAAAAGUGCUCUUUGAUACUCUUCCGAUAAUAUGGCUAAAACCGGGCGUUACCGAGAAUUUCGCGCAAGUGAACACUUACUCAUGUCCUGUUUAUAAAACAAGCGCCAGACGUGGUGUACUUAGUACGACAGGUCAUUCAACGAAUUUUGUACUUUUAAUCGAACUUCCAUCUGAUAAACCUAAACGACAUUGGAUCAAUCGUGGUGUCGCUGGUCUUUGUCAACUUGAUGAUUAA